Molecule: messenger RNA, 1537 nt
Organism: Gymnodraco acuticeps
Lineage: Eukaryota; Metazoa; Chordata; Actinopteri; Perciformes; Bathydraconidae
Gene: asb16
Product: ankyrin repeat and SOCS box containing 16
Exons: 7
Coding region: 88-1485 (465 amino acids)
Biological process (GO): negative regulation of delayed rectifier potassium channel activity; intracellular signal transduction; neuronal action potential
Cellular component (GO): synapse; membrane; axon initial segment
Molecular function (GO): transmembrane transporter binding
Source: RefSeq, a predicted model, not a curated record
ACAAGACUGAUUUAAAUAAUGAAAGUUUUGACCUGACCUUUGCUUGGACCACACUGCAGCUCCAGUGAAGGUUGAAUUUCAGGUGCCAUGUCAAAGGACUCCUUUCCGUUCACUUCUACCUCGCUGCGCUCCCUGAGGCUGGAGCAGGAGCUUCAGGAGUGGGAGGAUGCUCGGCGAGCAUUGGCCAAUAGGAGAGCCAUGACCAGGGCCCCGCUACCCAGGGCCCCCAGGCUUUCUCCCAGGCAGGGGCGACUGCAGGAGGUCCGGGCCCCUCGUGCCCCGGUCCGGUGCAGAGACACGGCCGUCCACAACACCUUCAUGUGUGGGGACAUGAAAGGAGUGUAUGCGGUGCUGAAGGACGCUGCCAUGGUCAACGCCCUGAUGGAGACGGUGCAUGAAGACAUGGUGUGGGCUCCAGAGAUGGGCAUGUGGACGCUGAGCUCCAAGGUGAAGCAGACCUCAGCGUUGCGCCUGGCUGCCAGCAGAGGACACUCGGGCUGUGUGGAGGAGCUGCUGUUCCGCGGGGCCGAGGUGAACGCUGACCCUGGGGGGAGCACGGCCCUCCAUGACGCCUGUGUGGGCGGCCAUGAUCUGUGCGUCCAGCUGCUGCUCUCUCAUGGAGCUGACCCUGAAGUGCUGGCAGCAGACGGCAGCGCUCCUCUCCACCUGAGCUGCACCUCCGCACAGUCACUGAGGUGUGCUGAGCUGCUGAUAAAGGGAGGAGCAGAGGUCAGCGUGAGGCUGGGGGGGGCGAGGAUCACGCCCCUGCACCUGGCCGCCCGGCGAGGCCUGGAGCAGCACGUGGAGCUGCUGCUCAGCACCGGAGCAGAUGUGUUGGCCACAAAUCAGGAGGGGGAGACCCCUCUGAACGCUGCCUGCUCCGGGGCCGAGAGACCCUCUGAGGCCGGGCGCUAUCUACGAGUGGUCCAAAAGCUGCUGGCUGCAGGAGCUGAUCCCAGAACUGCAGGCAGGAAGCAGCACACCCCCCUGCACAACGCCUGCGCCAACUGCACCCCCCGGAUUGUGGACGUCCUCCUGCUGCAUGGAGCCCGGCCAGAUGUUGCCAACUGUGCAGGAUACACACCGAUGGACUGCCUGCUGCAGGCGGUUGAAGAUUACCCCGGCCACCAACCAGAAGCAAUAGCACGGUCACUUCUGAACCAUGGAGCUCAGCCUGUCUCACCAAAGAUGUUGAAGCAGUGUGUCCUCUCUCCUGCCACUCUGGAGGUGAUGCUGAACUCGUACACAUUGAUCCCUCGCUGUGCGUGGAUGGACUCUCUGUCCACGGAGAUAUAUGAGGAGCACAAAUCUUUCUUGGACUUGGUGCGUCAGCGGACCGGCCAGCCUCGCUCUCUGCAGCAUCUCUGUCGCUGGGCUUUACGCCUGUGCCUCGGAGCCCGGUGUUUCCCAGCGGUCAGUGAACUGCACAUUCCCAGCUCUGUGAAGGACUAUCUGCUGCUGAGUAACGACGGGACGCUCCAAUGACUUCAUCCUGUACUUUUAUUUGAGAUAACAAUAACCUGUUUCUGUUACUCUU